AUGGAACUGGGACGGUACCUGACUGUUCGCCGCCGGCAAGUUACUCAAAAGCACCAUGGCGAGCAUUCUCACGAAAAUCACCUGGAACGGAAGCGUCUUCCUCUUAUCGAGUCACCUGUUAACGAUCAGCUCUACGACGUCCUAGAUUCGGAUGGAACUCCCAAUUUGGAGAAACUGAGGUCCCGUGCCAGUGUUUUACCAGCCAUAUCAUCCACCGAUGGUCCCAUUCUCUACAAAACUCGUCAUGAAGCAAGCACGAUCGAGCUGUUUUACGACUUAUUCUUCGUAGCUAACCUUGCAACGUUUACUGCUGCACAUAAUCACAGCGAUGCGGAAUCCGUUGCAGCCUAUCUAGGCUUUUUCACACUACUGUGGUUUACCUGGCUUAACACAACUUUAUACGACGUUCGUUUCGCCACCGAUUCAAUCAUUGAGCGCGCAUUCAAGUUCGUCCAUUUCGGGGUCAUGACUGCCUUCGUCUUUUGUGGUCCCAUCUUCGAUCUCUACGACGACAAGUCAGAUGCACGGACGUACAAAAAGUUCGCCGUCACAAUGGCCAUCUCGCAUGCUGUAACGACGAUGCAGUACCUCAUCGUACUGAUACAGAGUCGUCGAUAUCGAACAGCAGUUCUUCCAGUUGCCUUAACCACUCUGGUCAACGCACUCGCGGCGAUUGGGUUUGGUGUAACAGCAACUAUGCUACCAAUCGAUGAUAUUGCAUGGCACAGUUUGGUCAUUUGGUACACCUUAAAGGUACUCUCGGGUGUCUUGACGGUUCUAAUAUCUGUCUUCUUCCGCGUCAUAUCCUUCAAACACGCCCAUCUAACUGAACGUUUGUCUCUGCUAACGCUGAUUGUGACGGGUGAAGGAAUAAUUGGUCUUUCAAAGUCACUAUCAACCAUCACGAAAGCUAAUAAAUCAACUAGCGCCAACGAUAUAGGCUCUGUGAUCGCUGCGGUAUUACUUCUUUACCUCAUCUGGAUGCUAUACUUUGAUCAAUUGGACGAAGAAGGCAAGAUGGGGACUAUUCGUCAACAAAUAUGGGCUCUUCUGCAUUUUCCACUUCAUUCUGCCAUCGUGCUCAUGGUUGAAGGAAACACGAGCCUUAUUCCGUGGAGUUCUGCGGUGCAAGGGCUUAACUUGGUUUGGUCCGUCCGACCGGGUCCUGAGGAUGCCCCAAGCACUUCAUUUGCUAACAAUUCCGCCUUUGUAACUUAUCUCAAUGACUCCAUGUGGAAAAUAUCGGAUCAUUUCAAGUCAUACAAAUUGGCGGAGGAGUAUGACUGGACUUUGAACCUCACUUCCAUCAUCAACAUAGCCGACGAUACAACAUUCAACGGUGGUGUCUACACGUCAGAGAUCGCACCUAUCGUUGAUGAAAUGUUCGACUAUGCAGAAAACUUCGUUUUCAAGGCACACGAUGCCAGCAUGUCCAAAAUGAUCAAAGUAUCGACAACUAAGGCAUCAUCCUCAGCCGCUCACGACUCCUUGGCCUCGAUGUACGAAAUUUACGACGUCGUGACGCUCUACUUCUAUAUUGGGGCUGGCACCACACUGCUCCUUUUGAGCGCCAUGUACUGGUUUGGUAAACCUCAUCACACGCGGUCCGAGGCAGGUGGUCCCAUUGUGCGUGUCAUCGUUGGAUCGCUCCUCAUCGGAUCAGGUUGUCUAGGGGUUUUUGUCGACACCGGUACAACAGGGUAUAAAUUUCAACAGAGCACGCUGUUGAUACCAGUUGUUGCGAUCGCAUACCUGGUAGUCAUCAUAAUUGACACAGUGUUCACCUUCUUCUCUGAACAUCCCGACACAGGCGCUAUCAUUUUCCAUCGCGGAAGCCGACCAAAACGCCGCGAUCAUCAGUCAAUGGGACCCUCACCAGGGGCAGAUCCUGACUCCGACAGAGCUCGCAUGAUCCCACUUGACAGCAUGUCUGGCUCCACUGCAAAUCUCCCUGACUACGAUGACGACUCUCCACAUGACCAACGCUACUCAAACAAGCCAUCCCCAAUGCUCGCAGCUGAAGCGUCUGAACUCAAGGUCAGAGAUUUCGCACAACCUGAGCCCACCUCUAUCUCAACAUUAUCAUCGCCAUUCUUGUCACCAGCCAAUCAAGAUUCACGAAUAUCGCGGUUCAAAUCUCUCAAGGCCCCGGCAGCAUACACAUCCUUGAGCGACGACGAUUAUGAUGAUUACGAUCGUCGACAGAUGGAUCGCUAUGAUCGGCCUCAGCGACCACUUUAG
This is a messenger RNA of Exophiala bonariae, 2241 nucleotides long. RefSeq lists its product as uncharacterized. Lineage: Eukaryota; Fungi; Ascomycota; Eurotiomycetes; Chaetothyriales; Herpotrichiellaceae. The transcript has 3 exons. The record is from RefSeq and is a predicted model, not a curated record. The coding region runs from base 1 to 2241 and encodes 746 amino acids.